AUGCUGCCUCAUUGUAAAUUCGAUCAACACAAAUCAUUAAUAACUAGUUUUUGUUCUUCUUUAGGAUGCUUAUAAUUUUUUUGUAGUAAUUGUGAAGAUUCACAUAAAUAACAGCAUAUUUCUGAAAAAAAUGAUGGAAAAAUAAAUAGUAUAGAGGGGACUAAAGAGAUAUUGCACAAGAAAAUAUCAAGAGCAAUAGAUAAAUUGCAAGAUGUAAAAUUUUAUACAUUUAUAGAAAAUUAUUGAAUAUACUAAUUAAAAUAACUUAGACUUUCAAGAAAAAUAAUUAAUUUUACUUCAAAAGCUUUAAGAAGCAAGGAAUAUAAUUCAAUAAAUUGAUAGUUAUUUUUCUUCAAUUUCUGAUACUAUCAAAAAUCACAUUCAAUAAAAUUAAAAUAAAGUUAAAUUGAAAAUUAUUUUAGGUAUUCUAAAUAACCUAAAAUAAAUAAGAAAUAGAAAAUUAUAUUUCAAUUUUAAAAAAAUUAUAAACUUAAGUGAUCUCAAAUCCUUAGGAAUAACUAAAAGAACCUUUUUCCAAAGCAUGUAGAUUAGAUAUUAUACAUCUAGUGAACACAAUUGUAGGAAAAUAUUUAAGUUUUAAUGAAAAAGAUCGUAUCUGUAAUUAUCAACUUAUAAUUAAGAUCCAUUCUAUGAAAAUAUUAACAACGAUAAAUUAUUAUCUACCUAAUCCUUAUUAGAUAAUAUAUUUUCAAUAAAUAUAUAAAAUCAAGCCUUGUUAUAAGAUCUAUAAUCUUAAAUAUAACUUUAAAAUAAUCCAUUUAUGAUAACAUAAAAAAAUUAUUUAAAUUCAUCUAAUUAAUUUUUAAGCUGUUUUAUUGAUCAAACAACUUAUUUAAGAAUAUUCAACAUUGAAUCUAAAAAAUGGUAAGAUGUGGAUAUCAAUUUUAAAAUUCCUGUAAAUCAUUGUUCCAUAACUAUACCAAAUGGAAAAAUUUAUAUUUCUGGAGGAAUUUCGAAUUCAUAAAAUCAAGCUUAUAUAGGAAUUUUAUUAAAAAAUACCAUCUAAAAAAAAUAAUUAUAAUAUUCAAGAUCAUGUCAUUCAAUGAUAUAUCUUGAAGGUUGGAUAUUUAUAAUUGGAGGUAUUUUAAAUGAUGGUGAUUACACAAAAAUUGUUGAAAAGUAUAAUGUAGAGAAUGAUUAAGUGUAGAGAUGCAGUGAUUGUUAUUAUAAAUCAUAUAAACCAAGCUUAUGUAGUUUUCAAAAUAAAUAUAUAUAUAAAUUUGUUAAUUCAAAUGAAUCAGGAAAAAAUGAAAUAAUUUUGGAAAGAUACGCUAUAAAUACUAAUAUUUGGGAGAUAAUUUAAUUUAAAAAUAAUAACUCUCUAAUUAAUAUCUUCUAAUCUAGUGCAUGCAUUUAAAUAAAUGAAGAAAACAUCUUAAUAUUUGGAGGUGAAAAUGAAUUUGAAACAUCAAUAAAAAAAACUUUUUUAAUUUAAAUAAAAAAUGAUAUUCAUCUAAUAGUCGCAAAUGAUGUUAAUUAAUUGCCUAAAACUGAUGAAUUUUAUAAUCGGCAAGUAAUUAAAUCUGCAAAUUUUAGAUAAUUAUUUAUAAAAAUUAACUUUAUGUUAUGUAAAAUGUGAAAUAGAAAAAUUAAAAAGAUAUGUAUACCAAAAGGAUACUUUUAUUUGAUUAAGCGACUUGGAAAGAGUUAAAGUGA
Molecule: messenger RNA, 1677 nt
Organism: Paramecium sonneborni
Lineage: Eukaryota; Ciliophora; Oligohymenophorea; Peniculida; Parameciidae
Source: the annotation of a GenBank genome assembly